UCGUCCCGCCCGGUUCACAGUCGAAGGCCCUCGCUGGUCUCUUAGAGCGACUUAAACCCUAAACCCACACUAUUACCCGCUACCCGUCUUCUGCGGCUCCUUCCUUCCUCGUCUUCUCGACCUUCUUCAAUGGCCAGGCGUGCCCUCGCCUCCUUCCUCCUCAAGGCCCUCCCUUCGUCCUCUUCUCCUUCUGCCUCUUCACCUUCCAUCUCUCGCUUCCGACCCUUCCUUCUCUCCUCCGUUCAUCAAUGUCGUCGCCAAGAUCCAGUCAUCCAUUUCUUCUCCAGGCCCAAAACGACGUCCUCGUCUGGUGGGUACUCUCCAUUGAACGAUCCCUCCCCAAAUUGGAGCAACAGGCCGCCCAAGGAGACCAUCCUCCUCGAUGGGUGCGAUUAUGAGCACUGGCUUAUUGUCAUGGAGUUCCCGGAGAACCCUAAACCCUCCGAGGACGAGAUGAUCGCUGCCUACGUGAAAACCCUAGCAACCGUCGUGGGAAGCGAGGAAGAGGCGAAGAAGAAGAUAUACUCAGUCUGUACGACGACGUAUACCGGGUUCGGCGCGUUGAUUUCGGAGGAGCUUUCCUACAAAGUAAAAGGAUUACCUGGAGUUCUUUGGGUGCUGCCUGACUCUUAUCUCGAUGUUCCCAACAAAGACUAUGGAGGGGACCUCUUCAUUGAUGGGAAGGUCAUCCAUAGACCACAAUACAGAUACAACGAGAGACAGCAGACUAGAACUCGACCCCGCCCCAGAUAUGACAGGAGAAGAGAAACUAUGCAAGUCGACAGAAGGGAGACGAUAAGAAGGGAUUGGGCACCACCACCUAAUCCGAUGCCAACGGACGGAAGAAGCCCAUUGGAGGGGCAACAUGGAGAAUCUGCACCUCAGACCCAUGGACAGACAAGCGCAGAGGGUACGGGUAACGUUGCGCAAGGAGAUCAGAAUCCUGUGUUAGGAAGGGGGUCUUGAGCCUAAUCUGUUGCAUAAUGAGUUGGUUUUCCUGUAGCGGUUCCAGCAGAGUCAAUUUUGCUCAUCAUCAUUGGAGUAGGUCCCUCCCUGUAACUGUAAGUCUGUAAGUGCAUUUUGUAUUUAAGAACUGCAUCCACUUGGUGAAGAGGCAUUAGAAAAUGUCAUCCAAAUAGGUGUCCACAAUAAGCUUGUUUGACCUGUUAUAGAUCAUAUUGUUCAUCUUGAUACAUACUCCAUCGGUCUUACCAAUUGUGGUUGAAGUCU
Nymphaea colorata (pocket water lily) is the source of this 1230-nucleotide messenger RNA. Its product is annotated as multiple organellar RNA editing factor 3, mitochondrial. Gene Ontology annotation, biological process: mitochondrial mRNA modification; cytidine to uridine editing. Gene Ontology annotation, cellular component: mitochondrion. The coding region runs from base 130 to 966 and encodes 278 amino acids. The transcript is spliced from 4 exons. The record is from RefSeq and is a predicted model, not a curated record. Lineage: Eukaryota; Viridiplantae; Streptophyta; Magnoliopsida; Nymphaeales; Nymphaeaceae.